AUGGAGCUAGAGCUCAUAGAGAUGCCGGAGAGAGAUGAAGGUGCAAUAUUGCAGCAUAUUGAAGAGAUUACAACUCAUGCUGAUCAAGUUCAACGAAGGGUUCUUACUGAAAUUCUCUCCCGCAACGCCCAUGUUGAGUACCUACAACAACAAGGGCUUGAUGGGUGUAUGGAUAGGAUGGCAUUCAAGAACAUAGUUCCCGUUGUUUCUUAUGAGAAUUUAAAGCCAUAUAUUGAUCGAAUUGCUAACGGCGAUGCUUCUCCAAUUCUAUGUUCCGAACCCGUAUCGGAAUUCUUAACCAGUUCGGGAACAUCGGGAGGGGAGCGGAAAUUAAUGCCGACAACCGAAGAAGAGCUGAAGAGAAGAUCAUUUCUUUACUCCCUUUUGAUGCCUGUAAUGAACCAAUUCAUUCCAGGCUUGAACAGAGGGAAAGGAAUGUACUUUUUGUUCGUAAAAUCCGAAUCCACAACUCCUGGAGGACUACCAGCUCGACCAGUUCUCACUAGCUACUACAAAAGCUCACACUUUAAGGACCGCCCAUAUGAUCUCUACACUGAUUACACCAGCCCUAACCAAACAAUUCUUUGCACAGACUCAUAUCAAAGCAUGUACUCUCAAUUCCUUUGUGGGUUAUGUCUGAGCCAGCAAGUCCUUAGAGUUGGUUCAGUUUUCGCAUCUGGGUUCAUUCGGGCCAUCAAAUUCCUUGAAACCCAUUGGGUCCUUUUGGCUAAUGAUAUCAGAACAGGAACCAUAAACCCUAGAAUCAGCGACCCAUUAGUGAGACAAUCAGUCAUGAACAUUCUGAAACCUGACCCUGUGCUGGCUGAUUUGAUUGAAUUUGAGUGCAGCAAAGGGACGUGGGCAGGUAUCAUACCUAGGCUGUGGCCAAAUACAAAGUAUAUUGAUGUUAUUGUGACAGGUACUAUGUCACAGUAUAUCCCAACUUUGGAUUACUAUAGCAAUGGCCUCCCUCUUGUUUGCACUAUGUAUGCUUCUUCUGAGUGCUACUUUGGGGUUAAUCUAAACCCUUUGUGUAACCCAAAUGAGGUCUCUUACACGCUCAUUCCCACCAUGGCAUAUUUUGAAUUCUUACCUCUUGAUAGGGAGAUGAGUGAAGAAUUGGUUGAUCUUGUGGACGUUGAACUGGGAAAAGAAUAUGAGCUCGUUAUCACUACUUAUUCAGGGCUUUAUCGAUACCGAGUUGGUGACAUUCUUCGAGUAUCAGGAUUUAAGAACAAGGCCCCUCAAUUCAACUUUGUAUGUCGGAAAAAUGUGAUUCUCAGCAUCGAUUCCGACAAAGUAGACGAAGUUGAGCUUCAAAACGCAGUCAUGGAAGCUUCUAAGAACUUAGUCCCAUAUGAAACUAGCCUCCUCGAGUACACGAGCUACGCCGAUACUCAUACAGUUCCAGGACAUUAUGUCAUAUAUUGGGAAAUUAGCCAAAAGGAAACCAAUGCCAUUCCCGAUUUGGUAUUUGAAAAUUGUUGCCUAACCAUCGAGGAAUCACUCAACAGCGUGUAUCGUCAAGGACGAGUUUCGGAUAAAUCAAUUGGUCCUUUGGAGCUAAAGAUUAUCGAGAAUGGGACGUUUGACAAACUCAUGGAUUAUGCCAUCAAUCAUGGAUCUUCGAUAAACCAAUACAAAACCCCUCGUUGCGUGAAACACGAACCAAUUCUCGAGCUUUUGAACUCAUACGUUGUGUCCAAUUAUUUCAGCCCGAGAUGUCCCAAAUGGGUCCCUGGUCAAAAAGAAUGGUCCUCGAAGAAGCGUAGUUAA
Messenger RNA from Cucurbita pepo subsp. pepo (vegetable marrow), 1776 nucleotides. Its product is annotated as indole-3-acetic acid-amido synthetase GH3.6-like. Gene Ontology annotation, molecular function: indole-3-acetic acid amido synthetase activity. The record is from RefSeq and is a predicted model, not a curated record. Lineage: Eukaryota; Viridiplantae; Streptophyta; Magnoliopsida; Cucurbitales; Cucurbitaceae. Gene Ontology annotation, cellular component: cytoplasm.